UCUCAGACCCGCACACCCGUAGCCGCGCGCCGCGGCUGGGGAGCGGGACCCCCAGGGGCCCUCGGGCCGCUCUCGGGCGCCGCCCCCGCCCCUGCCUUUCCCGGGAGCGGGGUGCGGGGGGCGGAGGGCAGCGCGGUGGGCGCGGGGCCCGGCGGGGCCGCGGUGCAUGGCCCUGCGCAGUGGGGCGGGCUGCUUCGGCCGCGUCUGGCGCAGGGUGGCGGGGCUCCGGGACGCGUGGCCCCGGCGCUCCAGCAGCCUCCUGUGUCUGUCCGCCUUCUCGGCCGAGCCCGGGCCCGCGCCGCCCCUGCCCGGCGGGCCGCCUCGCGGUGGCGGUGGCGGCGGCUGUGGCGGCCCCGGCGGAGGGCUCCCCCCUCAGGUUCCCCGCCCCCCGCCUCCCCGCCGCCGCCGCUGCUGCUGCUGCUGCUGCCGCCGCCGCUUACAACUUGGAGGCGGCGGCGGCGGCGGCGGCGGCGGAGGAGGCGGCGGCGGCCGCCCGGCGCUGCAGUGGGACGCGCGCGGCUGCGAGCCUGCGGGACAUGCCCCCCGCGCCGGCUCCUUGCUGGCGGCCAUGAAGAGGCAGAACGUGCGGACUCUGUCCCUCAUCGUCUGCACCUUCACCUACCUGCUGGUGGGCGCCGCCGUCUUCGACGCCCUCGAGUCGGACCACGAGAUGCGUGAGGAGGAGAAACUCAAAGCCGAGGAGAUCCGGAUCAAGGGGAAGUACAACAUCAGCAGCGAGGACUACCGGCAGCUGGAGCUGGUGAUCCUGCAGUCCGAGCCGCACCGCGCCGGCGUCCAGUGGAAAUUCGCCGGCUCCUUCUACUUUGCCAUCACGGUCAUUACCACCAUAGGUUAUGGGCACGCAGCUCCUGGCACGGAUGCAGGGAAGGCCUUCUGCAUGUUCUACGCAGUGCUGGGCAUCCCCCUGACGCUGGUGAUGUUCCAGAGCCUGGGCGAGAGGAUGAACACCUUUGUGCGCUACCUGCUGAAGCGUAUCAAGAAGUGCUGCGGCAUGCGCAACACGGAGGUGUCCAUGGAGAACAUGGUGACCGUGGGCUUCUUCUCCUGCAUGGGGACGCUGUGCAUCGGGGCAGCCGCCUUCUCCCAGUGCGAGGAGUGGAGCUUCUUCCAUGCCUACUACUACUGCUUCAUCACGUUGACUACCAUUGGGUUUGGGGACUACGUGGCCUUGCAGACCAAGGGCGCCCUGCAAAAGAAGCCGCUCUAUGUGGCCUUUAGCUUUAUGUAUAUCCUGGUGGGGCUGACUGUCAUCGGGGCCUUCCUCAACCUGGUGGUCCUCAGGUUCUUGACCAUGAACAGCGAGGACGAGCGGCGGGAUGCUGAGGAGAGGGCGUCCCUGGCCGGGAACCGCAACAGCAUGGUCAUCCACAUCCCUGAGGAGGCACGGCGGGGCCGGGCGCGCUACAAGGCGGACGUGACCGACCUGCAGUCUGUGUGCUCUUGCACCUGCUACCGCCCGCAGGAGCAUGGCACCCGCCCUGCGGCUCACCAGAACUCUUUCAGCGCCAAACUGGCCCCCCACUACUUCCACUCCAUCUCGUACAAGAUCGAGGAGAUCUCACCAAGCACAUUAAAAAAUAGCCUCUUCCCAUCUCCUAUCAGCUCCAUUUCUCCUGGGUUACACAGCUUUACUGACAACCACAGGCUGAUGAGAAGACGGAAAUCCAUUUAGUGUUUGUGUAUGUGGUGUGUGUGUGUGUGUGUGUGUGUGUGUGUGUGUGUGUGUUUGUUGGGUGGGGUAGGGUGGGGCAGGGCAGGGACCUAUGGACCGAAAAUAUUCUUUGUCGUCUUUGUACUUCAGUUCCAUUGGUCCAGCUCCCCAGCUUGUCUUUUUGUCCUUAUUUAUUUAUUGUUAUGAUGAUUAGCCAUUGUUAUUAUCAUCAUCAUGGUUUCUUUUUUUUUCCCUUUCUUGGUUGCAUUUCUUACCCACUCCCCCUGCCCUCUUCCCCCUGUCUCCCUGCCCCCCAUCUUCCAGCGAGACAGAGCAGGCCAAAGGGGAAAGGAAAAUGCCUGUCCUCUCUGAAAACUCACAUUUGAGCAUGAAGCAUGAAACAUGGAUUUCUUCCUUCCCCAGGAAGUAUGCCUUACAUUUCUCCCUGAACUGGCCCCAUCUCUGGGGUGAAGGGAGGCUUUCCCAGAGCAGAUAUAAGACCAGGACCACCAGACAGAGCUGAGAGGAUACCUAACCCAAAGCUGCACACCAGGCUGAGAGCCUUGGAGUGUCCCCCCAUAGUGGCAUCUCCAACAGAAUUCCUUUAUCUUUUCCUCCCUAAGAAGUUGUGUGUGUGUGUGUGUGUGUGUGUGUGUGUGUGUGUGUGUGUGUGUGUGUCUACUUGUAUAUGUGUGUACCAUGUGACAAAAAGGAAAGUACCAGGCAACCAUUUUUCUUUCCCAUCACACAAUUUUAUUGAUAGUCUGCUUUUGGCUGCUUCCAAAACAAAAUGGGAAAACAAAACCCAUGAGGUUUUUGAUUUACCAUCUCACCAAAUCAAGCAUGUUCCAUAAGCAGUCUUUAUCCCAGAUGUGUCAUGACCAUACUUUUCCAAAUACUAGGUUCUAAAUUCUCUUUAACUUCUUUUUAGGGGGUGGGUGGGCAAAGACGAUCAUGAAUCAUUUUAGCUUGCCAGUUCAAAAAAAAUUUUUUUAAUAAGCAUGCACUUUGUUAAACUGGUAUGCAUUAUCGACAUGGCAAAACUAGCAAAGGAGUAAUCAAAAAGCCAAUGAUACUAUUAAUUUAUUGAAGACAUGUUUACUUUUGUCAUCUCCAGUUCCAAAAAUUUACCGUGCAACUGGAAGUGUCAGGGGCAACUGGAAGAGUGUCUGUUAUUUACCUCUUAUUUUGUAUGACUA
This is a messenger RNA of Erinaceus europaeus (western European hedgehog), 2871 nucleotides long. It is a transcript of the gene KCNK9, whose product is annotated as potassium two pore domain channel subfamily K member 9. Gene Ontology annotation, biological process: stabilization of membrane potential; potassium ion transmembrane transport. The coding region runs from base 167 to 1693 and encodes 508 amino acids. The transcript has 2 exons. The record is from RefSeq and is a predicted model, not a curated record. NCBI's taxonomy places the organism in Eukaryota, Metazoa, Chordata, Mammalia, Eulipotyphla, Erinaceidae. Gene Ontology annotation, molecular function: potassium ion leak channel activity. Gene Ontology annotation, cellular component: membrane.